Molecule: messenger RNA, 1620 nt
Organism: Sorghum bicolor (sorghum)
Lineage: Eukaryota; Viridiplantae; Streptophyta; Magnoliopsida; Poales; Poaceae
Product: growth-regulating factor 8-like
Exons: 4
Coding region: 229-1344 (371 amino acids)
Biological process (GO): developmental process; DNA-templated transcription; regulation of DNA-templated transcription
Cellular component (GO): nucleus
Molecular function (GO): ATP binding
Source: RefSeq, a predicted model, not a curated record
CUCGUUUCCUUCCUCCGUUCCCCCACCUCCCCUCCCCCUGCUCUGCUCCCCCGAAGCAGCAAGCCGCUUGCCUGCCAGCCAGUGCCUGGUGCGCCCCACCCGCCGCACCCGCAGCCAUCACCCACCUCCGCCGCUCCCCACCAUGAAUCCGAUCCGCCAGCACGGCAUCGUCCCCAAUCCUCCUUCGUGACUGCCUGCCCCACGCGCGCGCGUCUCCCUCCGCGAGCGAUGGAAAGAGGAGGCCGAGAUGUGUUCCUAGGUCCAACACCGCCGCCGCCGCCGUCUUGCCCGUUCCACGGAUCCGCUACCGCCGCCCGCUCCGGUGGAGCGCAGAUGCUCAGCUUCUCCUCCUCCUCCCCCUCCAAUGGCGCAGUAGGGUUGGGUCUGUGCUCAGGUGCCAGCAAGAUGCAGAGCGUGUUGUCGAGGGUGAGGGGGCCUUUCACUCCCACGCAGUGGAUGGAGCUGGAGCAUCAGGCCCUGAUCUACAAGCACUUCGCUGUCAAUGCCCCUGUGCCGUCCAGCUUGCUCCUCCCUAUCAAAAGAAGCCUCAAUCCAUGGAGUAGCCUUGGCUCCAGCUCAUUAGGAUGGGCACCAUUUCGUUCUGGCUCUGGUGAUGCAGAACCAGGAAGGUGCCGCCGCACAGAUGGCAAGAAGUGGCGGUGCUCCAGAGAUGCUGUUGGGGACCAGAAAUACUGUGAGCGACACAUAAAACGUGGUUGCCACCGUUCAAGAAAGCAUGUGGAAGGCCGAAAGGCGACACCCACCAUUGCAGAUCCAACCAUGGUUGUUUCUGGUGGUUCAUUGUUGUACAGCCAUGCUGUGACUUGGCAGCAGCAGGCAAAAAGCUCAGCUGCUAAUGUUGCUGAUCCAUUCUCACUAGGGUCCAACAGGAAUUUGCUGGAUAAACAGAAUAUAGGCGACCAGUUCUCUGUAUCCACUUCCAUGGACUCCUUUGACUUCUCAGCGUCACAUUCUUCCCCAAACCAUGACAAAGUAGCAUUUUCACCGGUGGAGAUGCAGCAUGAACAUGAUCAGCUGUAUCUUGUGCAUGGAGCAGGCAGUUCAGCAGAACACGUUAACAAGUCUCAGGAUGGUCAGCUACUGGUCUCCAGGGAAACAAUUGAUGAUGGACCUCUAGGUGAGGUUUUCAAAGGCAAGAGUUGCCAGUCAGCAUCUGCGGACAUUUUAACUGACCAAUGGACUUCAACUUGUGAGUUGCAUUCUCCAACCGGAAUCCUACAAAUGUCUAGUAGCAACAGAGUGACAGUAGAGAACCACACAAGUAACAAUAGCUAUCUCAUGGCGAGGAUGGUGAAUUCUCAUACUGUCCCAACACUCCACUAGUCAGGCUGGUCUUGUUGGGACCACAAAUAACUGAAACCAUGUGUAAUGUCAUGAGUUUGCUGAUACUAGGUUUUCAGUCAAGAGUCUUGUAACUCCUGUUUUAGUUGUUAUAUGUUCACGUUAUGUUGCCUUUAAUUUUCGGUUCUGGUGGGUGUACUAAUAAUUUAUUUCCUUGUUCCUUGUAAAGGAUUUGAAUUCCAAUCUGAGAUUGGGUAUUCAUGUGGGUUUCCUAACAUGGAGGUAUUAUGCAUAUUACGUACUUCUGGUUUCCUUGAA